GCCAGUUGCCAUGGAGCCGGCCGGGCCCUGCGCUUUCUGCCCGGCCGCGGAGACCCAGCCAGCGCGCUAUACCUGCCCCCGCUGUAAUGUGCCCUACUGCUCGCUGCGCUGCUACCGGGCGCAUGGCGCCUGUGCCGAAGGCUUCUACCGUGACCAGGUGCUGGGAGAGCUCCGCGGCCGCAGCGCCUCUCCCAGCCGCCUAGCCAGCGCCCUCCGCCGGCUGCGGCAGCAACGCGAGACCGAGGACGAGCCGGAGGACGCAGGCCUCAGACCUGGCCCGGCGCCCGGCGGCCUCUUAGGACUCUGGGAGCGGCUCUCCCCCGCUGAGAAGGCCGCCUUCGAGCGGCUGCUGAACCGCGGCGAGGCCGGGCGGCUGCUGCCCCCGUGGCGACCAUGGUGGUGGGGUGACGGGACCGGGCCACGGCCGCGACUUCUGGAGGAGCUGGAUGAUACCCCGCGCGGUGAGGCCGCGGAGCUGAAGCCCGCCCCUGCGAAGGCGCCGCCGGAACCUGUGAAGGAUGCCGCUGCUGCCGAGUCCCCGGCCGCCGAGGAGCCGGUUCUCGGAGACUCCCCCGGGGCCUGCACGCCCGCCGUGCCCACCCGGAUCCCCACGCUGGCCAGCCUGAGCCGCGGCCGGGCCUCGCCGCUCGUACGCUUCCAGCUGCCCAACGUGCUGUUCGCUUAUGCACACACCCUUGUCCUGUAUCACGGCGGCGACGACGCGCUGCUCUCCGACUUCUGUGCCACACUGCUCGGCGUUUCGGGAGCCCUGGGUGCCCAGCAAGUCUUUGCCUCUGCCGAAGAAGCCCUGCAGGCCGCAGCUCACGUGCUUGAAGCCGGCGAGCAUCCACCCGGGCCCCUGGGCACACGGGGUGCCAUGCGCGAGGCCGCCCGCAUCCUGCUGGGUGAGGGCCCUGCCAACCAGAAGGGCUACACGCUGGCAGCACUGGGGCACUUAGUGCAGACCCUGGGCCGGGCCCGGAAACGGGCAGAGGCUACUGAAGAGCGAGGUCGUCUCUACCGGGCCCGGAAGAAGUGCCAGUUUCUGCUGGCUUGGACCAACGAAAAUGAGGUGGCCCUCCCAGGCCUGGCUCUGGACUGUGCCAGGGCCCACCGAGCUCACACUUUAGCAGCCGAGGAGGUGGCAGCCCUCACUGGGGAGCUGGAGCGGCUUUGGGGAGGUCCCCUACCACCUGCCCCGAGGACUCUCAUUGAGGAACUCCCUGGCUGAACUGUGGUCUCAGUGUCAUCAAUAAAGCUGUACAUGGUCUGA
Messenger RNA from Miniopterus natalensis, 1273 nucleotides. It is a transcript of the gene ZNHIT2, whose product is annotated as zinc finger HIT-type containing 2. The record is from RefSeq and is a predicted model, not a curated record. Lineage: Eukaryota; Metazoa; Chordata; Mammalia; Chiroptera; Miniopteridae.